AAUAUAUAUAUAUAUUAUAUAUAUAUAUAUUUUUUUUUUUUUUUUUUUUAUAUAUGUUUCAUUCGGACCUGUUCCUUGUAUGAAUACUGUAUCUCUGUAUAUAGUAUAAUAUAUAUAAUAUGUUAUGAUUAUGUUAGUUGUUAUUUACUAUAUAUAUUUGCCUUAACUCUCUCCUUUUUUUUUUUUUUUUUUUUUUUUUUUUUUUUUUUUUUUUUAUUAGUACCUAACAUUGCUAUUAUGAUGCUGUAUGACAUUGUAUUGGCUAUUAUUUGUGAUGAGGUGCGUAUGUGGGGUACGCGCGACGAAUUUUUCAACAUGUUCGCUUGCGUGUAUCGUUGGUUUAAUGUCAACAAUUCUACUCUUUCGAUGCUGCAUCACUUACCUAGAUCAUUCCCACAACAUCAUCUGAUUCUUCGAUAUGCCUUGGAUACUUACUACGGUUAUCUUCAAUCGUCUUAUAUCUGUGGCCAUAAAGGUUUCCGCUAUCUGUGUUGUUCAACGAACAGCGCCAUGCUUCCACACUGGCUGUCGUACAUGGUGUUCCGCAAACAGAGAUCCAUAACCUAUUUUGCACGUAAACCUUCUCGUGUGAUGAUUACUUGUUCACAAGGUUUCCGCUAUCUGUGUUGUUCAACGAACAGCGCCAUGCUUCCACACUGGCUGUCGUACAUGGUGUUCCGCAAACAGAGAUCCAUAACCUAUUUUGCACGUAAACCUUCUCGUGUGAUGAUUACUUGUUCACAAGAUGUUCGAUAUCUGUAUUAUUCGACGAACAGCACUACAACAUACACUACUGCACUACGUUGCCCACUGAAAUCACUUUAUUCAUUGUUUAUUUCGAUUAUGCGCUAGUUUUAGCUUGUUUAAGUGCACCGUUCGCGGAAUCCCUUUUACUUCAAUCUUGACGUUUUGUUCUGCAAGAUUUCUAGCACUUUGUGUCGUCUAAUAUAUUGAUGGGAGAAUUUUCCUUACUAGGUUCUUUUAGUAGAUAUAUCGAAUCUCCUAUUUUAAAAUCUUGAGGGUUGAUUCGUCGGUCGUAAUAUUCCUUUGAUCUUAGUUUGGAUUUUAUCAAAUUUUCUUUUGCCAUUCGUUGUACAGUGUUAAUUUUAUUGAACAGAUCUUUGAGAUAUUCUGCGCAUGUUGGUUCCGUGUUCUCUUCGAUUGUUACUUCACCAAUAGGUUCUUUGGCUAGAUGUCCGAAACUAAUUCGUGCGGGGAGAAUUUUGUUCCUUUCCUUCAUUUUAGUUUUUAUUUUGCGCCAGGACGCAGGUUUACUGACAUCGAUCCAAUUAUCCAAUUGCUUGCUAAUAGCAUUCAAGAUACAAAUUUUUGAAAGUGCCGCAGCCAUAUUAACCCAAAAAUGUUUUGUAUAUAGUAUAGUGUGAUACCAUCUAUAUUUUCCUGGGGGAAUCAUAAGAUCAGCACUACCUACUAUGUUACCUACGUCAAAUAUUAGAUGUAGUAACCAAUAAAGUAUUUUUAAUCCAAUUAUAA
This is a messenger RNA of Bombus huntii, 1494 nucleotides long. RefSeq lists its product as uncharacterized. Bases 238 to 852 code for a protein of 204 amino acids. The record is from RefSeq and is a predicted model, not a curated record. NCBI's taxonomy places the organism in Eukaryota, Metazoa, Arthropoda, Insecta, Hymenoptera, Apidae. The transcript has 7 exons.